Molecule: messenger RNA, 4146 nt
Organism: Nerophis lumbriciformis (worm pipefish)
Lineage: Eukaryota; Metazoa; Chordata; Actinopteri; Syngnathiformes; Syngnathidae
Source: RefSeq, a predicted model, not a curated record
AUGACUGAAGUUCAGGCCACGGUGGAGUUCUCGGUGGAGCUCCAUAAAUUUUACAAUGUUGACCUGUUCCAAAGAGGGUUCUACCAGAUUCGUGCCAGUAUGAAGAUUCCACCCCGGGUGCCACACAAAAUUGAAGCCAGUCUUCUUCAUCCAAGCGGUUCUGACCUUGCAUUUCCUGCUUUAGUCCAAGACGAUGUCAUCUCCAGCAAAACGUUUCAGAUUCUGUACAAGAACGAAGAGGUUGUUGUCAAUGAUGUACUCCUCUUCAAAGUCAUGAUGCUUCUGGAUGAAAAAAAGGUGGAAGAGUCUGUCUCUAAUAUGGAUUUCCAGCUCAUCUUGGAUCUGUAUUUCACUGAUGGUGAUUACACACCAGAUGACCCAAGCUCUUUACAGAAUAUCAGCAGCCGCACACUUCGUUUGCACUUAAGCCUUCAGCGAGGCAUCCACCAGCACAUCAAUGUCAUGUUUGACUACUUCCACCUUUCUGUAAUUUCUGUAGCUAUUCAUGCCUCCCUUGUGGCACUACAUCAACCACUCAUCAGUUUUCCUCGGCCAGUAAAGAACACAUGGCUUAAUCGCAAUGCUCCCGUACAAACCAAGGACUCAGUCAUCCCACCUUUAGAGAAUGUGGUGUUUGGCAGCAAUUAUGUCAAACAAGUGUCACCAGAUGGCAGGUCAUUUCUGGUAUCUGACCACUGUGUGCAGCAUGCCCUCAGCCUCCACUAUAACAUGUGUUCCAGUCUCCUACUUGCCUACCAGGGCCUGUUUGAUUACUUCACCAAUCUCACUAAGGACCUGCCAUCCUCCCAUCGUAUGGAACUAGCCAAGCCCAGCAUGCAGGUCCUAUAUGAGCGAGUACUAAGAAGACCCUAUCCUCGAAGUCAAAGGCACGUCUACAUAGAAAAACUUGACUUGGAGGCCCGCCUUGCUGAGUUAUGCGAACAAGUAAAGCAAAAAGCAGAGUCACCUGAUGAGUUGGCAGAACUGGUUAACAUGAAUCUGGCCCAGCUCUGCUCUCUGCUCAUGGCUCUCUGGGGACAGUUUCUUGAGAUCGUUUCCCUGCAGGAGCAAGUUGCUGCACUUCUAGCUGCGGAACACCACACACUAAGAGUGAGGCGGUUUGCUGAGGCUUUCUUCUGUCUCCAACAUCCAAGACAGUCUGCUUUGGCAUAUCAGGAAUUAUAUGCUCACAGUCACCAGCAAAUGACAAAUGCCAUCAAAAGUUCCAGCUACUUUCUAUCUCUGCCUCCACUUCCAGUGGAAUGUGCGGAUUUGGAUGGUGACAUCAGCUCUCUUCCUAUCAUUUUUGAAGAUCAAUACUUAGAUUCUGUGACCGAAGAUCGUGAUGGACCCUGGCUGGGCAUGCACAACACACGAUCUGGUUCAGUGCCAAGUAAAUCCGAUAAAUCUAGUUCCAAGGACUAUGUUGCAGUUACCAGUCUACCACCACCUGAUUCUCAAUGUGCUUCCGGGAAUAAAACCUGGACAGACAGCUUUGAGCCACCCCCAAGAUCAAAAGGAAAAUCGGUCAAACUGAAGAAAAAUUCAAAGAUUGAGAAUUCCAAGAAGCUGAUUAGGCAAGGUUCCAAGGACUCAGUGGUUCUGGUAGGUUAUAAAAACCUUAAAGCUCCUUUUGCUGAUCAGAGCACCAAGUACAAGGAAGGCGAGGCACCCCUGAACUCAGAGGAUCAGGACGUAUUGCAGGUGGACUCCAUUAGUUGUUUAAGGACUAAUGAUAUUUCUUUCUCCGACCCUGAUGCCUCAUCAUCAAACUUUGCAAGGAGUGUGCUUGAUUCUGUUUCUGAUGAUAAUAGAACUUCUACUGCUGCUACUCUUCAGAGAGGCACCGAAACUCUCUCUUUGUGCCAUCAACAAUUGAACAAUGAUGACCAAGUUGACAAUUGUCAUCAAAAACUAAUGCAGUGUUCUGCUGGACCUAAGCAAAUUGAAGUUAAACCAAGUCUCAAGAACCAAGGUGGCAUCGUCACAGUUAUUAGGCCAUGUCAGACUGAUGCGACUAUGGAUAGCAAUAUUCCAGAAAUUGCCCAGGCUGAAUGUUACUCUAAUCUGUCUGAGGUGGAAACAACACAACAGUGCCAGCAUUCCUGUCCGGUUUCGGUACAGGUAAAGAGUGAUUGUAUCAGGCUGCCCGAUGGAGCAGCCCCGAGUGCCUCUUCCCGCCUCUCAGACUCUGGCAUUGAGAGUGAGCCCAGUUCCUUUGCAGCUCAACUUGUUUCAGGGCCACAGAUUGUUCAAGAACUCGCAGUUGAGUCAACUAUGGCUGGCCUGCAGCCAGAGAAAACUACAGUCAGUUGUGCACUCAGACCUGUCCAGCAAAGUAUAGUGCAAGAGCACUGUAAGUUAGCUGAAGUUCUUCACCAAGAAGAUAAUCGUGUUGCCAAAAGAGUUCAGUCAUCGCUCACUUCUAUCAACUCCUUGCCCUCAGACGAUGAGGGUGAAGGUUCCUCUAGGGGAUCAAGUGGAGCUGAUGUAUUCGGCAAAAGGUCUAGUGUUGUGGUACAGGAGCAGAGUGUUGUGUUUUCUGGAGAGGACACAAAUAAACUUGCUGUUGAUGUGGCCUGUCCCCCUGACUCUGAAACGGUAGAUUCCCAGGUGGUAAAAUCUGUUUUCCAAUUGGAAGUAGAAUCCAGCAUUGUUGAUAAUUCUGAUGUGAGACUGGAGGAGGCAUCUUGCCUUGAGACCUCGAAAGGAUCUCGUAGUGAACCCCAAACAGCAUGCCCUUCAAGUAACUCUGCCACUAGUAGCACUGACCUGGUAAAACGAGGCAUGGUAGAGAAUUAUUUCGGCUCAACUUCCAGCACAGAUGCAUCAGAGAUCAGCCCUGUAGAAACUUCUGCGAUCACUCUGGGAAUCCAAACAGGACCUCAGAUUGAGGAGGAUGAGGACGAGAGUGAGCAUGAAAUGAUAGAGAAUGGCUACUACGAGGAAGGAGACGGCUAUGCUUUUCUCAAUGGUGUAGCUGAUGAAGAGCCAGCCAGUAUUGAUGACAUGGCUGGUCAGGAGACACAACUUCUGUUUGAGCAGCUUGGCAUCGACAACAUCCACGAAAAGCAGGAUUCAUCCAAAGCUCCUGUCCGCUGCGAUGUCGCCUCUGGUAGUAUUGGGCAGAGCGCAAGAAGGCGCUAUCCAUCUACCUCAAUGUCUUGUAAUCUAAAGUGGUAUGAAUGUGUUCCUACACCACUGGAGAAAGAGUUCAUCAAGGCUAAGGAAGAAAUGAAGCAAUUGAAACUACCAGGCAUCUUGUACAGUGAAGUGCCAGAGUUGGCAUCCACAGUACCCUACUUCAGUUUGGAAGAAGAUGAAAGCUGUGACGAGGGCAUUCAUCUUAUCAUUUGCGUGCAUGGCCUGGAUGGCAACAGUGCAGACCUCAGAUUAGUGAAGACUUACUUGGAACUUGGGCUCCCUGGUGCUCGCAUUGACUUCCUUAUGUCAGAGCGAAACCAGAAUGAUACCUUUGCUGACUUUGAGUCAAUGACAGACAGGCUGUUGGAUGAAAUAGUCCAGUAUAUUCAAAUUUACAACCUCACUCUUUCAAAAAUAAGUUUUGUGGGUCACUCACUGGGGAACCUGAUAGUCCGCUCUGUACUGACUAGGCCCAGGUUUAAAUGUUACCUGAGCAGGUUACACACCUUUCUUUCCCUAUCUGGACCUCAUUUGGGUACAUUGUACAACAGCUCAGCACUUGUCAACACGGGCCUUUGGUUCAUGCAAAAGUGGAAGAAGUCAGGAUCACUGCUACAGCUGACUUGUCGUGACCACUCAGAUCCUCGACAAACAUUUCUCUAUCAGCUCAGCAAGAAAUCUGGUCUGCAGUUUUUCAAAAAUGUGGUUCUGGUUGGAUCGCUACAGGAUCGCUACGUCCCCUAUCAUUCAGCACGGAUAGAGAUGUGCAAAACUGCAGUAAAGGAUAAACAAACUGGUCCCGUAUAUGCUGAGAUGAUUGAAAAUCUGCUGCUGCCAGUACUCCAGAGCAAAGACUGCAACCUCGUCCGAUAUGAUGUCAUCCAUGCGCUUCCCAACACGGCCAAUUCUCUCAUCGGUCGGGCUGCCCACAUCGCUGUCCUCGAUUCCGAGAUCUUUUUGGAGAAGUUCUUCCUUGUUGCCGCCCUCAAGUUCUUUCAGUAA